CCACCACCACAUCCCACAUGGUUAUCCGCUGUUUUCUCUCAAACCAUGGGUGACAGAACUUGGAGGAUAAGACCCCCUGAGCCACCACCACAUCCCACAUGGUCAUUCUUUGGAAAGUGCAAGAAGAAAAAGGUGAAAGAAGAGAAAAAGAGUCUAAUAAUUGGCCCUAUGCUCAGGAAGAGGAGCCGGGAUGAGCCCCCCUUUGUGGUGCCCCAAAUUUUUGUGGAUUAUGGAAGCCGAAGAACAUCGUAUGCUUCCGCGUCCGAUCACAUGAUGCUGGGCGCAUUGGCUCUUGACCUUCGGAGGUCAUCUGGAAGUAGUGCUGGCAGCAGACGGACUUCUUUAGCUUCUGAUUCUGACAG
Messenger RNA from Candidula unifasciata, 362 nucleotides. The record is from the annotation of a GenBank genome assembly. Lineage: Eukaryota; Metazoa; Mollusca; Gastropoda; Stylommatophora; Geomitridae.